UAUCAAGCCUCCUCGUUAACCCUAUAAAAUAGGAGAGAGAAAGAGUGUCUGAUUGGAAUACGAAGCUUAGGUUGGGUUCCAAAGAAGUAAGCUUAGGUUACGCUGUCAAAUUUCUUCGUCACUUUCUCAAUUUCCUUCAAAAUUUUCAAAAUUUCCCCCAAAUUCUGCAGUGAUAGAACAAAUCUCCUUCUACUCGAACACUCCUAGCUCAUCAUUGGUUACUCUUACUUCCUCUUUCCUAAUUUCGUCGAAUUUCAUUGAUUCUUUCCAGCUGCCUGCUUUUUUUGGAGAGUGAAAGCAGUGCAAGAAGGGUUUGGAGCAUCUGAGCAUGCAACUCUUCUUACUAGGGAUUUUAUCUCUCAUGGACAAAGCUGAUAUAUUUUUAACUUGCAAAGGUCAUAAAGAAUGAAGUUUAUCAUUGUCGGAUGAUUACUUUGGAAAGAUGGAUGCAAAAGUAGUUCAUAUUAUAGAAACAGAAGUAUCUGAUUUUUCUGUUAGAGACAACUCGAGGGAUAGAGACUAUGAAAACAAUGUUGGUUGUGAACAACCACUUUUGGCAGUCAAGUCAGUUGUUGAAGCGGUAGAUCAGGGAUUGGCGUCCGAACCAGCGGCUGAGGGCAUGAAACAUAAAUCACGAGAUGAUGUUCCAGAGGCUGACACAAACAUAGAGAGUGUGCCGGAAGUGGAAGAACAUGCUGCUAAAACUGAAGUAGUUGAGCUUCAUGCACAAAAAGAUGUAGAUCAGGAGUUGAUUCCUGAAAUGAUGGAUGAAAAAGCAGUUGCUAUUGUGGAAAAAGAAGUUCCUGAUGUUUCUAUUCGAGGCAGUUCAGGGGCACACUUGAAUUCUGGUCCCAGGCAAAUAGAAGAUAGAGAAUAUGGAGACCAUGUUGAACAACUAUCUUUGCCAGUCAAGUCAUGUGUUCACGGGCAGGAAUAUGAACCAUCUUAUUUAGUGGUGAAGGACUUGGAACAUAGAACAACAGUUGAUCUUCCUGAAAUUGACACAGAGAUGGAGGAUGCCAAGGAAGUGCUAGAACGAGCUGUCGAUUCUGCAGCAGUUGAGUUGCCAAGAGAACAAGAAGUGAAUGAGGAUCUGGUUUCUGUAAGGAUAGACACAGAAGUAGUUCCUACUGUAGAAAAAGAAGUUUUUGAUGUUUCUAGUGGAAGCAGCCUGAACUUAGAUUCUGGUUCUACACAAGCGGGAGUUAGAGAAUAUGGAGACCAUGCUAUUAAUAAACAACCACCUUUGCCAGUCAAGUCAUUAGACAAAGUUAUAGAUCAGGUACCAGAAUAUGAACCUAGCCUUUCGGUGUCCGAGCACUCGGAACGUAGAACAACAGAUGAUUUCCACGAGGUUGACUCAGAGAUAGAGGAUGUGAAGAGAUUGCAAGAACAAGCUGCUGAUACUGAAGCAUUUGAGUUGCCCAAAGAACAAGAAGUAGAUAAUAAAUUGGUUUCUGAGAAGAUGGAUGCUAAAGUAGUUCAUAUUGUUGAAGAAGUUCCUGAUGUUUCUCUUGAAGGCAGCCUGCAUUUGGGUUCUUAUCCUAGCCAAGUUGGAGAUAGAGAAGAUGUAACCCAUCUCACAAAUGAACAACCACCUUUUCCAGUGAAUACAAUCGAUGAAGGUGUAGAUCACGGACUGGAAUAUGUACCAGAGUCUUCAGUGGCUGAGAACUUGGAACAUAGAGCAACAGGCGAUUUUCAUGAGGUUGACUCAGCAAUGGAGGAUGUUAGGGAAAUGGAAGAACAAGCUGUAAAUAGUGAUUUGCCAAAAGAACAAGUAGUAUAUCAGGAACUGGAAUCUGAAAAGACUGAUGCAGAAGUAGUUCCUAUUGUGGAAACAGGAGUUCCCAAUGUUUCUAUUAGAGGCAGCCUGGACUUGGAUUCUGAUCCCAGGCAAGCUGAAGAUAGAAGUAAUGAAGACCAUACUGCUUAUGAACAACCACCUUUUCCAAUCAACUUAAUUGAUAAAGGUUUAGAUCAUGGGGAGGAAUAUGAACCAGGCUCUUCAGUUGCCAGGCACUUGGAACAUAGAACAACAGGUGACAUUCAUGAGGUGGACACAUACAUUGAGGAUGUUAAGAAAGUCCAAGAGCAAGCUGCCAUUAUGGAAGUAGCCAAGUCUCCUAAAGAACAAGAUGUAGAUCAGAAGCUUGUUCAUGAAAAAGUUGUUGCGAAAGCUCCUAUCGUGGAAACAGAAGUUCCUAAUGUUUCUAAUGGAGGCAGCUCAGUGGAAGACGUGGAUUCUGGUCUCAGACAAGUUGGAGAUAUAGACUAUAAAGAUAAUGGUUCUCGUGAGCAACCAUCUUUACGAGUCAAGUCAUUUUAUAAUGGUGAACAUCAUGUUCCAGGCUCUCCAGUGGCUGAACGUCUGGAACAUGGAGUAAUAGAUGACAUUCAUGAGUUUGACAGAGACGUGGAGAAUGGUAAAGAAAUACCAGAACAAGUUGCCAGUACUGAAGCAGUUGAAUUGCCUGAUGAACAAGAAGUAGAUCAAGAGAUGGUUUGCAAAAAGAUGGAUGCAAAAAUUGCUUCUAUCAAGGAAAUAGAAGUUCCUAUUGGUUCCAUUGGAGGUAGCCCAUCGACAAACUUAAAUUCUAGUUCUAGACAAAUUAGAGAGGGAGAAAUUGGAGACCGUGCUGCUUAUGAACAUCAAUCUUUGCCUAUCAAGUCAUCUGUUGAAGGUGUAGAUAACGGACUGGAAUAUGAAGCGGCCUCUAUAGUGGAUGAGAAACCAGAGCAUGGAGCAGUAGGUGAAUUUCACGAGGUUGACACAAACAUGAAUGAUGUUCAGGAAGCGCCAAAACAAGCUGCCAAUAAUACUCAAGCAAUUGAUUUGCCCAAAGAACUUGUAGUAGAUCAGGGCCUGGUUUCUGUUCAAAUGGAAACAAAUGUAGUUCUUGUUGUGGAAGCAGAAGUUCCUGAUGUUUGUACUAGAAGUUGCCCAGGGGUAGAUAUGGAUUUGGGUCCUAUACAUAGUGGAGAUAGAGAAUAUGGAGAUGCUGCUGCUUGUGAACAACCACUGUUGCUUGCAAUGCCAUUGGUCAAUCGUGUACAUCAAGGACUGGAGUAUGAACCAGGAUCGUCAGUGACUGAACGCUUGGAACAUAGUGCUACGGAUGAUGUUGAAGGCGUCAAUAAUGGACUGGAAUAUGAAGCAGGCUCUACGGUGGACAAGAACCCAGAGUAUGAAGCAAUAGGUGAAGUGCAUGAGGUUGAUACAAUCAUGGAUGAUGUUCAGGAAGUGCAAGAACAAGCUGCCAAUAAUACUGAAGCAAUUGAGUUAACCGAAGAACAAGGAGUAGAUCAGGAUCCAGUUUCUGGAGAAAUGGAAACAAUAGUAGUUCUUGUUGAGGAUACAGAAGUUCCUGAUGUUUGUAGUGGAGGUAGUCCAGGGGUAGGUAUGAAUUCUAGUCCUAUAUAUAUUGGAGAUGAAUCUGGAGAUGAUGCUGCUUGUGUACAACCACCUUUGGUCGUCAAGGAGUAUGAACCAGGCUCUUUAGUGACUGAACGCUUGGAAGAUAUUGCUACAGAUGAUGUUGAAGGUGUAGAUAACAAACUGGAAUAUGAAGCACUCUCUAUUGUGGAUGAGAACCCAGAAUAUGAAGCAAUAGGUGAAGUUCAUGAGGUUGAUACAAACAUAGAUAAUGUUCAGGAAGGGCAAGAACAAGCUGCCAAUAAUACUGAAGUAAUUGAGUUGCCCGAAGAACAAGGAGUAGAUCAAGAUCCAGUUUCUAGACAAAUGGAAACAAAAGUAGUUCUCAUUGAGGAAACAGAAGCUGCUAAUGUUUGUACUGGUGGUAGUCCAGGGGUAGAUAUGGAUUCUGGUCCUAUAUAUAUUGGAGAUGAAUAUGGGGACGAUGCUGCUUGUGAACAACCACCUUUAGUAGUCAACGAUGUAGAUCAAGGACUAGAGUAUGAACCAGGCUCAUCAGUGACUGAACGCUUGGAAUGUAGUUCUACAGAUGAUGUUGAAGGCGUAGAUACCAGACUGGAAUAUGAAGCAGGCUCUAUGGUGGACGAGAACUCAGAGUGUGGAGCAGUAGGUGAAGUUCAUAAGGUGGAUAAAAACAUAGAUAAUAUUCAGGAAGUGCAAGAACAAGCUGCCAAUAAUACUGAAGUAAUUGAGUUACCCAAAGAACAAGGAGUAGAUCAGGAUCCAGUUUCUGGACAAAUUGAAACAAAUGUAGCUCUCGUUGAGGAUACAGACGUUCCGGAUAUUUGUACUGGAGGUAGUCCAGGGGUAGAUAUGGAUUCUGGUCCUAUAUAUAUUGGAGAUGAAUCUGGAGACGAUGCUACUUGUGAACAACCACCUUCGGUCGUCAAGUUAUUUGUCAAUGACGUAGAUCAAGGACUGGAGUAUGAACCAGGCUCAUCAGUGAAUGAGCACCUGGAUGCUCCCCAUGAGGUUGACACCAACAUAGAGGAUGUACAGGAAAUGCUAGAACAAGCUGUCAGUAACGAAGCUGUUGAGUCACUUCAAGAACAAGAUCAGGAGCUGAUUCCUCGUUCAGUAAAGACUCGGAGCAAAGAAGAAAAGAGUGCUAAGCGCUCAUUUCCAAAAUCUGGAAGCUUGAUGAAAGAUCACCGUGUUAGCUAUCAGCUACCACCGGAAAAUGAAGGAGAUUUCACUGUCUUUGACUUGGUAUGGGGCAAGGUAAAGAGCCAUCCUUGGUGGCCUGGGCAAAUAUUUCAUCCUUCUGAUUCCUCAGAGAAGGCUAUGAAAUAUUAUAGAAAGGAUUGCUAUUUGGUGGCAUAUUUUGGAGACCGGACAUUUGCGUGGAAUGAAGCAUCAGUGUUAAAGCCAUUUAGGAAUCAUUUUCCCCAGGCGGAAAGGCAAAACAAAUCAGAAGCAUUCCAAAAUGCAGUGAGUUGUGCUUUGGAAGAGGUUGCUAGAAGGGAGGAAUUUGGGUUGGCCUGUUCUUGUUUAUCUGAAGAAGUCUAUGACAAGAUCAAGUAUCAAAUGGUUGAGAACACUGGGAUAAGGGAAGAGUCAAGUAGAAGGGAAGGAGUUGAUAGAUCUACAGGCGUGGAUUCCUUUCAACCUAAUAAACUCAAAGAGUAUGUAAGAACAGUUGCACUUUUCCCAACCAGUGGUGUAGACCGGCUUGAGCUUUUGAUAGCAAAAUCGCAACUAUUAGCUUUUAAUCGAUUGAAAGGUUAUGAUGCGCUUCCCAAGUUCCAGUAUCACGAGGGGUUGGUGGAAUGUGACGCUGAUACACCUUUUAGGGAUCAGAGCACAAGUGAGAAUGAGCAUGCAGAUUCAGUGGCUGGAGUUGAUGCCAAGAAAGGCCCUCAUAAACGUAAACAUGAUUUGAAAGAUAUUGUUUACCAAAGGAGAAAAGAAAAAAGCAUGACAGAAUUAAUGAGUGAGUAUUACCUUGAUGGUGAAUUUGAUUCACAUGAGGAAGAUGAUUUUAGUUUGGCUUCCCCUAGUGCCGCAUUUUCUGGCACUAAGCGAAAAGCUUCAGGGUUUCUUACAGAUGAUUCCACAGCUCAGCAGAGAAUUAAAACUAUCUCCCUAGCUAAGGUUUCACAUGCAGCAUCUUCGAAUCCGCAGCAAUCCUUUAAAGUUGGUGAAUGUAUUCGUAGAGUUGCAAGUCAGCUGACAGGAUCUUCCGCUAUCAUCAAAGGUUGUAGUGAAGGAAGCGACACUAAGCAUUCAGUGGAUGAUGCUGAUGAAGUAUCACAAUCUCCUGAUGAUGAUAUGACUGAAAGCACACCAACACAGUCAAAGGAGUCUACUUUGGAUGAGAUGCUCUCACAGCUUCACUUAUCUGCUCGAGAUCCCAUGAAAGGAUACAGCUUCUUGGUUGACAUAAUCAGCUUUUUCUCCAAAUUUAGAAAUUUAGCUGUCACAACCCAGCGACAAAAGAUGCGCAAAGGGUCUGGUAGAAAACGGAAGUCUUCUGUUCCUGUUGUUGGGUCCCCAGAGACUUUUGAAUUCGAUGAUAGAAAUGACUCCUACUGGAGAGACAUGGUUAUCCAAGAUAAUGCUGAAGCUAAACCGGCCCGACGUGUUCGUAAGAGAAAGGAUGAAAAGCUUGUCUCUGGUGAUUCUGAGAAGCCUCUUCGACCGAACCGUAGAAAUAAUUCCAGGAAACAGUAUCAUCAUGACAAUCAUGAAUCAGCCCCUGAGAUGUCAACUAGGGAUGAGAAGAAGCUGGACCUGCCUACAGAGCUCAUGCUAAACUUUGGUGAGAUGAGUUCUGUUCUUUUAGAGGCGAAUUUGAACAAAAUGUUCAGGCGAUUUGGGCCUCUGAAGGAAUCUGAGACAGAAGUAGAUAUGCAAAGCAGUCGUGCUAGAGUGGUAUUUAAGAAGCGUUCAGAUGCUGAAGUUGCUUAUAGUAGUGCUGCAAUGUUUAACAUUUUUGGGUCAACACUAGUCAAUUACCAGCUUAACUAUACACCUGCUUCCUUGUUAAACUCACCCCUCACAAUGACUGAUGCGAAAACGGAUGCAACUUGAUGUCAUACGGACUUUAUUCCACCAGGAAUAGUGUCAGAAAGUUGAGAAACGAAAUGUAAAAGUAAGCACUAUGCUUAAGGUGUUUGAUUGAAGAGGAGCAUCUCAUUUGAGCUUGGGUGGAGUUCUACAGAUUUAGGAGGAGCAUCCCUCUUGAGAAUAGAUGGAAUUUUCAAGAAUUAAGUCAGGUGUACUGGAAUUAAGAAGCAAGCACCUAACAGCAAUUUUGAGUGAAGACAUCCAAAUUAGCGAGGCACCCAGUCAUGAGCAUGUUAAUUGGAUAAAUUGGUUGGAGCUAAAUGGUAACUGUUGUAUAGUGGUACUGUAUGUAACUUGUUAACUUAUUUAUUUUCUCAUUCGAUUUUAAUUUGUCUAAAAGUUAAAUUACUGACUUAUCUGAGGUUGAAGGGAAUGAGCAUCACUAGGUCGAUAAAAAUUAUUAUUAUAAAGAUAAACUACCACUUCAUAUGGAUAUUACCCACAAUCUUUGAAGUCCGUUGUUUAUUCUA
This is a messenger RNA of Spinacia oleracea (spinach), 6975 nucleotides long. RefSeq lists its product as uncharacterized. Lineage: Eukaryota; Viridiplantae; Streptophyta; Magnoliopsida; Caryophyllales; Amaranthaceae. The transcript has 6 exons. Bases 443 to 6469 code for a protein of 2008 amino acids. The record is from RefSeq and is a predicted model, not a curated record.